UCACGUCGCCACGCCCACCUUGAUUAUUUGUGUCCUUUAACUCCAAUCAUCCUAAAAGGCUGUCCAGUAAUGGAAUUCACUUUUGAUCCUGCGUAUUGAUGGUGGAAACACAUGCAUAAUGCACCAGAUUGACAAAUACAGGUAAUUUUCUCCUAUGAGUAUAAAGUAUUUAACCAAUACUCUAGUGUAGUUCUGAAUAUCAGACUAAUAAACUUCAUGGGGACAUUUCUUGGACAUCUAGUACCUGGCUUGGCCUUAGCUCUCCUUGGUUUUUGGCAUACAAUUAGCACUAUUAGAGCCAACUUUCAAAAUGGAUCUACAAAAUUCAGAUCAAGAUUUUGGUACCCUUUCAAGAGUCCCCUAAUUCCCACUCUACAACACCUUGAUCUCAUUCUUGUCUUGUCCUUCUCCAUAUUUUGCAUAGUUAUCCAGUUCAUAGACUUCCCUAAUUCUCUUCACUUAUCAUUCAAGCUUCAUAACAUUGAACAUGCCACCAUGUUCUUAAACUUGACCAUAUUCGCGUGUUUUACUCUUCUUGCUGAGAUAAGUAACUUACCUGAGAUCCUACAUGGGAUCUUAGGCAUACUUGCUACAUCUAUUUUUGGUCAGGAGCUUUUCUUACUUCAUUAUCAUUCAACUGAUCACGUUGGACUUGAAGGCCAUUACCACUGGCUAUUGCAACUCGUCGUGUGUAUUUCCCUUAUGUCAGCUCUUGUUGUCACUUGCUGCCCUUCUUGUUUUCCCGCAGCACUUCUUCUCUCAAUUUCAGUAGUGUUCCAAGGUGUUUGGUUCAUGAACAUGGGAUUCAACCUAUGGUUUCCACACUUUGUUCCACAAGGAUGCGUUGUGCAAUCAAGUGAAGCGGUUAUGUGUCAAACGAAUGAAGCUGAUUUAAGGGCCCGGGCUAUGGCGAACUUGCAGUUUAGUUGGGUACUUGCAGCUAUCUUGAUCCUUGUCGCUGGUAUUUCCGUUAUCUUUGCAAGAAAUCGAGCAGAUAGGACACUGUUGUCUAAGUAUGAGAAGCUUCAGAGUAAGGGCAGAGACAUCCCUGUAACAAUUAAUUGCUUGAAGUAAACUACGGAAUAAAGGAAUGUACAUUAGGCAUCAAAAUGCCAACUUAAAUAAACUUCAAUAUAUGUGUCUGAGGACAAGUUCUGGGGUGUCUUCUUGCCUAGAGAUAUUGGUACUAGUUCUGUGUAUUGCAGUCACUAGACUGCCAAACCAUAGUUUAUCAAUUGAACUAAAGUUAACUUAGUUA
Messenger RNA from Lycium barbarum (goji berry), 1258 nucleotides. RefSeq lists its product as uncharacterized. The transcript has a single exon. Lineage: Eukaryota; Viridiplantae; Streptophyta; Magnoliopsida; Solanales; Solanaceae. The record is from RefSeq and is a predicted model, not a curated record. The coding region runs from base 217 to 1074 and encodes 285 amino acids.